Molecule: messenger RNA, 237 nt
Organism: Prunus armeniaca (apricot)
Lineage: Eukaryota; Viridiplantae; Streptophyta; Magnoliopsida; Rosales; Rosaceae
Source: the annotation of a GenBank genome assembly
AUGAACUCAUCUCACCGUGCUCUACGCAACGGUACAACCGGAAUUCCCAAAGUCCUUCCGAAUAAGAAAAUGACUAAAAUACCCCUAUCCCACGGUUUCAUAUCCUAUACUAACCCAAUAACCUUGCAAACAGAUGUUGUUAAGAUAUGGGAUGAAGUGUUGGACAAUGAGGCAACUCCGAUUGAGUAUGCCGAGAAGCUUGAUAACCUGCAUACAAAGUACUGCCCCAAGCGAUGA